CAACUGUAUGAAUGAUCCGCAAUGUACAUGCAGGAUAAUGGCAACUCCUUCACCCUAGCUGUCUUUGUAAGCUGCCUUUUUUCUCGCGAUUUCCCGAGUGUGGCGUCUCUCGCUAAUGCCAGCGCAAAUUGGGAGGACUGCCUCGAAUGCCAAACAGCUGGUGAUCCCCUGUCCCCCGGCUUACGCAAAAGAGUGCCUCACAACCCCGACUCGCACGCUCCCCCGAUGUCCGUCCGUAGCCGCUCUGCUACGAGCAAUGUCCGACCAGCUCUUUGAGGCAUAUUAUCUUGCAGCAAAAAUCUCUCUUAUAAAGCACACGGGUAUCCUGCAGUCCAUUGUUCCUGCAACAUCCCUCUGCAUCCCCACCCUCCUCCCUGCUAUAUCUCCGCCUAUUACCUACUACCUAUAAAAUGCGUCUUUCGAGCUGCAUUCUCCUUUUUGCUGCCGCAGUGCAAGCAAAGCGAGUUGUCCACAACUGGGACAUCACCUACUUGAACACCAGCCGCGGCCUGGACCAGGCGCCGAAGCGCGGCAUCACUGUCAAUGGAAAGUUCCCGCUGCCCAUUGUUGAAGCUGAAGUCGGCGACCUUCUGGUGCUCAAUGUCCACAACUCGCUCGACGUGCCCACUUCUCUGCAUGCCCAUGGUAUCUACCAGCAUGGCACCAACUACUACGAUGGUGUUGGCAUGUUCACCGAGUGCUCGAUUGCCCCCGGCAGCAACUUCACGUACGAGAUCCCCCUGAAGCAGUCAGGAACCCAUUGGAUCCAUGGACACACAGCCGAGCAGAACUUUGACGGGCUGCGCACCACCCCUCAUCAUCCGACUGGUCGCCCGUGGACCAUGCAGCAGUCAAUGGAUUUCCUGCUGAAACCGAACCUGGCCGGCCUGCCCCUCAACCCGCCGCCCCACGGCCUCAUCAACGAGUCAAUGGCACGCUUACCAAGCCCAUCAAUUUCCCGAACCUCGAGUUUUGUCAUUGACGACCACGACCUGAUUCUGUACGAGAUCGAUGGCGUGCGCACAAAGCCCAAGACGCUGAAGACUAUCCGUGUUACCCCUGGACAGCGCGCCUCGGUGCUGGUCAAGGCAAAGCGGUCAAGGUCGAACAACUACUCGUACCAUGUCACCAUGAACUCGCCGGGAACGCCUGUGCUCGCUGGUGCCCUGCCAUUCACAUUCAAUGGCACUGUCGAGUACGACCCCAAGGCGCCGCCUUGGCUCCACCACUACGUCGUCCUGUACGAUACCUUCGACUAUGUUGAGUUCCGCGCACCCAAGGUCCCAACACUGUUCAGCGCACUGACCAUGGGCGACAAGGCCAAGAACCCGCUCAUCUACGGCCCACAGACAAAUGCCAGGGUGCUAAACUACAACGAGGUCAUUGAAAUAGUCCUGUUCAGUACCUCGAUUGCACCCCACCCAUUCCACCUCCACGGCCACACCUAUGGCUUCUCGCCUCUUCGCCGCGAUACUGUGUUCCUUGGUCCAUUCCAGUAUGUUGUGAUUCGCUUCCGCGCCGACAAUCCGGGUGUGUGGCUCUUCCACUGCCACAUGGACUGGCACAGCCCGAAUCUCCGUAGUGUAUUUGUUUCUGCGCCUGAUGUCAUGCAGAGGACACUGAGGGUCCCGCAGUCAGUUUUUGACCAGUGCCGCAUUCCAGGGUAUUCCGACCAGCGGAAAACGUGGUUGGUAGAAAUGACUAACAACAUCGACGGUGCGCCAAUCCUUCCUGCACUCCUAGCCAGCCCUCCUCACUAAUGGCGCUGCCUCAUUACAAUAGACGCACACAUUGUUGAUUAGUGGAUUGCAGAUGUGAUACAAAUGGCAAUAAAUAGCAGCAUCA
This is a messenger RNA of Linderina pennispora, 1845 nucleotides long. RefSeq lists its product as uncharacterized. The transcript has 5 exons. The record is from RefSeq and is a predicted model, not a curated record. Lineage: Eukaryota; Fungi; Kickxellomycota; Kickxellomycetes; Kickxellales; Kickxellaceae. Gene Ontology annotation, molecular function: ferroxidase activity; copper ion binding. Gene Ontology annotation, biological process: reductive iron assimilation; cellular response to iron ion starvation. Gene Ontology annotation, cellular component: high-affinity iron permease complex. The coding region runs from base 411 to 1760 and encodes 449 amino acids.